Messenger RNA from Alexandromys fortis (reed vole), 4317 nucleotides. RefSeq names its product FLVCR choline and heme transporter 1 (gene Flvcr1). Bases 113 to 1759 code for a protein of 548 amino acids. Gene Ontology annotation, molecular function: heme transmembrane transporter activity; heme binding. The transcript has 10 exons. Gene Ontology annotation, cellular component: mitochondrion; membrane. The record is from RefSeq and is a predicted model, not a curated record. Gene Ontology annotation, biological process: transmembrane transport; erythrocyte differentiation; heme export. Lineage: Eukaryota; Metazoa; Chordata; Mammalia; Rodentia; Cricetidae.
GCGCGCAGCUCCACUUUGUCAGCGGGCGGCGCGGUCGAGCGCUUGGCCCUGGGCUUGGAGCGUGGAGCAGGCGGGGAGAGUAAAGGAGCGGCGGUGCGGGGAGCUGGGAGGCAUGGCGCGGCCCGACGACGACGACGAGGGGCCGGCCGUGGCGCCCGGGCACCCGCUGGCGAAGGGAUACCUUCCGGUGCUGAGAGGCGCCCCGGACGGGGAGGCGCACGCGGAGCUGCAGGAAGGGCCUGAGGCGGAGAUCGGAGGCCCGGAACACGGCCCCGUGAUCGCGGGAGCCCCGGACGGACCCCAAGCCCUGCUGGCAGCGGAGGAGGAGACCCAGGCCCGGCUGCUGCCCGCAGGCGGUGUAGAGGACGACCCGGUCUCCACACGCUCCCCGCGCACGGCGCUGUCGCCGCGGCGCUUCGUGGUGCUGCUCAUCUUCAGCUCCUACUCGCUGGUGAACGCCUUCCAUUGGAUCCAGUACAGCAUCAUCAGCAACGUGUUCGAGGGCUUCUACGGCGUGUCGGCGCUGCACAUCAACUGGCUGUCCAUGGUGUACAUGCUGGCCUACGUGCCCCUCAUCUUCCCGGCCACCUGGCUGCUGGACACGCGAGGCCUGCGGCUCACGGCGCUGCUGGGCUCCGGCCUCAACUGCCUGGGCGCCUGGGUCAAGUGCGGCAGCGUGCAGCGGCACCUCUUCUGGGUCACCAUGCUGGGACAGAGCCUGUGCUCCGUGGCGCAGGUCUUCAUCCUGGGCUUGCCCUCCCGCAUCGCCUCCGUGUGGUUUGGACCCAAGGAGGUGUCGACGGCUUGUGCCACCGCGGUGCUGGGCAAUCAGCUUGGAGCUGCAGUUGGCUUUUUGUUGCCACCUGUUUUAGUGCCCAACGUGCAGAAUAACACAGACCUUCUGGCUUAUAACAUCAACACCAUGUUUUACGGAACAGCAUUUAUCUCCACACUUUUAUUUUUUUUAACAGUAAUUGCGUUCAAGGAAAAGCCUUUGUUACCGCCAAGUCAGGCUCAGGCAGCCCUGCAGGACAGUCCCCCUGCAAAGUACUCCUACAAGAGCUCCAUCUGGAACCUGUUCAGAAACGUCCCCUUUGUUCUCCUGCUGGUUACUUACGGUAUCAUGACUGGAGCAUUUUAUUCUGUUUCGACAUUAUUAAAUCAAAUGAUACUGACAUAUUAUGUGGGAGAAGAGGUGAAUGCUGGAAGGAUUGGGCUAACGCUGGUGGUAGCUGGAAUGGUGGGCUCCAUUCUUUGUGGCUUAUGGCUGGAUUACACCAAAACCUACAAGCAGACGACUCUGAUCGUGUACGUGCUGUCGUUCGUUGGGAUGCUUGUGUUUACGUUCACACUGGACCUUGGGUACAUCAUUGUGGUGUUCGUUACUGGUGGGAUCCUUGGCUUCUUCAUGACUGGUUACCUCCCUCUGGGCUUUGAAUUUGCUGUUGAGAUCACUUACCCUGAAUCUGAAGGCACGUCCUCUGGGCUUCUCAAUGCUGCUGCUCAGAUAUUUGGAAUUUUGUUCACCUUGGCUCAGGGAAAGCUCAUGUCAGACUAUGAUCCUGCGGCAGGAAACCUUUUCCUCUGUGCCUGGAUGUUCUUGGGCAUCAUUCUGACAGCCUUGAUCAAGACUGAUCUGAGGAGGCACAGCGUAAACAUGGGGAUGGCGAAUGGAGCCCUUAAAGCUGUGCCUGUUGAUAGUCUGACAGAUCAGAAACCAAAGGUGAUGUUGUCUAAGCAGUCAGAAUCUUCACUCUAAGGAGGGGUCAGCGCCUGCCCCUCAGCGUGGGCGUGCCAUCAUCCCUGGGAAACUGUGUGAGCGAGCGGUGAGGACACUUACUUGAAAAUUACUGUGUGAACUCUGAAUAUUGUUUUGUUUUACUGUUAAUUUAGGCAACAUUUGGUUAAAAUGCCCUCACUUGCGCCUUGUUAACACUAACGUUCAUCUAAUAUUGUCCGUCUUCAAUUGUGUAGCGUGUCCAUGAAGUAGCAAUCUUGACAUUUUUUCAGAACGUAUGUUUUUUUUUAUGGGGCUCUAGUUCCCGUAAGACAUGCAAGAGUGCGUGCUGUUCACAUACAGACCCGUCCAGUGCGUUUCCAGUUAACUGUCGUCUCACAGUGUGAGCACCGAACACACCAGGAAGCUGGCUCACUGGAGGUCAGGGCUGGGAUCCGGAUUCCAGAGAAGCGCUCGGACUUUUCCCAUCUUUCAUGCUCUUGUACAGUGUGUGACACAUUCCGUCCCACAAACAAACAAACAAACAGUUGUAUAAAGCAUAUCACAGAAUCCAUUAUACUCUGGUUAGCUAAGGAGCCGAGGCACACCCAGACCGUCUGCAGUUCCUCUCCGUGCUGACUUCAUACAAAUAAAUAAAUGCUAAGACUGUAUUUUUCAGUGCAACUCUAAAAUAGAAUAGUUUCACGCCCAUUGUCUAUUUUUUACUCUCUUUCAAGAAAAUUUCAUCUGUGUUACGUGCUAGCUCGUGAUUUCUUAUGUCACAUCAAUAUUUGCCUUGGAGAUACCUAAGAUAGGGAGUCUGUGCUAACUUCAGAGAGCCCUUGAAAUACUAGCUGCUGGGUUUUAGGGAUCAUUUUUUCUGACCUUUGCCCUCUGAAGGUUGCCAGCCUCUGCACAUGUUCUGUGAGUGCUGGGGACAGGUUCUCCUCCACCUCAGAGUGUACGUGGUCGCCACUCUGUGGGCGUCGAUGCUCAGGGCAAGGGGAAUGGGACCAAGUGAGUUUUCCCAGUGCCUACCGCUGUCUUGUUCACAGUGAGACAUUGGCACUCCGACUCUAGGCGUAUCGCCAUGAUGUUUUAUCAACAGUAACAUUUAAAUAGUGUAAUUUUGUAAAUUUCACCAAAAAAUUACAUCAAAAAGCACGCAGAAAAGCCAAUCUUGUAAUGAAUAUGUUUGAAACACAUGCAACUUUGAUUUAGGCAAUAUAUACAUUGAUUUAUUUUGAUAUUAUUCAUUUUCAUCAAAUGCUGUAAUCUGUGUAGAAUCUGACACUGGAAAAUGUACUGGAAGAGUUACUAUCGCUCAGGAUCAGGACCUGGUUUUGUGUCCUUGGUAUGUUCUGUCAUGGUAACUCUGGAUACAUCAUUUAGCCUCUCUGGCAGCAUUUUCGUGAUUCAGGAAAUAAAUACUUUAACUUUGAUCUAAAACAGUGGUUCUCAACCUAUGGGUUGCGACCCCUCUGGGAGUUGAAUGACCCUUUCACAGGGAUUACAUAUCAGAUAUUUUUAUUUAUAUUAUAAUUUGUAAUAGUAGCAAAAUUACAGUUAUAAAGGAGCAAUGAAAUAAUUUUAUGGUUGGGGGUCACCACAACAUGAGGAACUGUGUUAAAGGGACAUUGCAUUAUGAAGGUUGAGAACCACUGAUCUUAAAGACCUCUUAAAAAUAUUGUUGUUUGCUGGGCAGUGGUGGCACAUGCCUUUAAUUCCUGUACUCGGGAGACAGAGGCAGGCAGGUCUCUGAGUUCGAGGCCAGCCUGGUCUACAUAGUGAGUUCCAGGACAGCCAAGGCUCCACAGAGAAACCAUGUCUUCAUCCAUCAUGGAGUAGAGCGGAUCACUACACCACGGGAAUUCUAGUUCGAGUAAAACUCCUCGGACAAUUGAAUAACCAGUUGUAUUGCUCCUGUGUAAAGACAGGGUCUUUCAGUAGCUUUUUAACCUUUUUAGCCUGUCUGUAGUUCAGGCAAAUCAAUCUGUAUAAUUGUAACUUCUUUUGAUAUUUAUGCCACAGGUUAAAGAUGACCAAAAACAGUCUCCCCUAACUGUUUCUAUCUUUAAAUGGACAGUACUGUUUACAACAAUCAUGUGCUUGUUGAGUUCCCGAAACUCUGAACAAAUCACAGUCGGAAGCUGGAUUAUUUAAUGUCUGAAAAGCAUAUGUGUGCUUUGCCAUUGUUUGGAAAGGGAUAACGUACUAUGUAACAAUGCAAAGUGAAUUCCUGAUGUUGUCAGUAUUUUAAGUGAAUGUUGUAGAUAAUAUAGAAGGUGAGGAUUUGAUAUAAUUUUGUGUCAUAGCUUUAGAAGUAGUAAUUAUCACCUGUGUCAGGUUUAGCAGACGAUUUAGCACAGUUGUGUUCUCAGACGCCGUUGCACUCGGAAGCGCUGUGAACAUGGCUGUUGUCUUUGGGAAUGUUGGAGAAAUGUUUCGUGUGAAAUGUUUGUGUUAGUAACUAGAACAGCACCUGUGUCUGAUGUCUUCAUUUCUAAUCUUAUUUUUGCUAUUUUUAUAAUUUCCUUAUGUGUUUUUUCUUCAUUAUUUCAUACUUGAAAUAAAUUUAUUUUUUUAAUGCUACACUUGUG